Molecule: messenger RNA, 1395 nt
Organism: Aspergillus homomorphus CBS 101889
Lineage: Eukaryota; Fungi; Ascomycota; Eurotiomycetes; Eurotiales; Aspergillaceae
Exons: 1
Coding region: 1-1362 (453 amino acids)
Biological process (GO): RNA catabolic process; ribonucleotide metabolic process
Cellular component (GO): ribonuclease H2 complex; nucleoplasm
Source: RefSeq, a predicted model, not a curated record
AUGCCGCGCACUCGAUCCGCCGCUCCCUUGAGGGCAUCGCCGCAAUCUGCUUCAGCCUCCUCUUCAGAAUCCGACUUACGACCUCAAAAGCCCUCAUCCCCAACGAAUCCGAACAAAACCUUCAUUCUCCCCUCCACCGCAAGCGCCGACGCCCGCUUCCUUACGCUCCCGAAUCCUCAAACAAACGAACCCACCCGCUACUUCUUCUGCCCGAAAGAGGGUGUCUACGAAUUUACCUCUAUCACUUCCACAUCCUCCUCUCCACGAAGCAUUCUCUUCGCGCGCCACCUCACGCCCGAUGAUUCUACUCCUUCUACCUCGUCUUCGCAAAAUGAUACCAUCGAAGCCUCUCCAUUCCAACCGCAAGUGGGGACGUCAACCCUAUCUCUACUUUCCCAGAACGCAUCCAUCCACGUUGCCACUCCUCUCGACUUCAUCUUCUUCCUUAUCCCCCUUCUAAUGACAGCUAAAGCCACUCUCUACCAACCCCUCGAUGAUAUCAUCGACUCCAUUCAGGACGAACUCGCUCCGCAUCUACGCUUCGUCCUAUACAACGAGACCUUCCGUGAUACUGUCCACACGCGCGCAGCUGCGAUCUGUGAUGCCGUCGAAGCAGGCGAUGAGAAGUUGUUCCGGUUCAGCGAAAAGAAGCUGCUGUUGGAGUUGCUGGGCAAAGCUGAGAGGAUACUUGCGGCCAAUAGCGGCAAGCUGCCACCCAGUCUGGAGGAGAAGUUUGUGAGGAGUGCGUUGGCGAUGCCAUUGAUGGGGCUGAAAAGGGCUACCUCUGCUGUGAAAGUCGAGGUCGUUGUUCCGAACGGCGAUGGGGAAAAUAAAGAGAACGAGGCUGACGGCGGGAAGAAUGCCGAGGGUGCUGAGGAUCUUGAUCUUGAAAAGACGACAGCUUCUGCCGCUACCGCUACUGCAGAGACAGAUGAAAUUCUCCCUGAGGGGCCAUCUACCCCCGAUGGCGUGGCAGAGCUUCUCCGGAUAUCUACCGCGCUGACCUUCAUCAAGGAGUCAUACCUGUCGAAAUCUAUGGGUGCGAAAGUUGAUGAGAUGCUGGCCGCUCCUGAUGCGCCUAAGGAUUUCGAGCCCAUGCGGGAACAUCUUGAGCUUGUUGCGAAGUUGAGGCAGGAAGCGCUGGCAGCACGGUCGCUGGGUGAUUUCAGUCGGAAGCGCAGUGCGGAGGAUGAGGAGGCAGCAGAGUCGCGGGCAGAGAAGAAGAGACGGCAGGAGGAAGAAGAGAAGAAGAAGAAAGCUGGUGAGUCAAGGGGAGUAAGGGACUUGAAGAAGGUCAACACCACGGGAAUGAAGAAGAUGAGUGAUUUCUUUGGAAGAGCAGCGGCAAAGAAGAAAGCCUGAGUAAUCUCAGCCGAGCCUUUGUCUCCCUUGGAG